AUGAUGCGAUGGUUCGCACGUCGCCCUGCUUUCUCCACCCUCGGCGGCGCUCUCUUAGAUGUCGUCAAAGGCAAGAGCGUGGUCCGGCUAAAACAAGCUACGCCUCUCUCGGCCACCGGCCUCACCUACAAGGACUUCUCCACCCCCAACGGCAUCGCCUUCCGCAUCGCCAUCCCCGAUGCCGCCGCCGCGCCCUUUGACGUCGCCAUCCAAAUCGUCGCCCCCAAGGCCGUCGGCUGGGCCGGUCUAGCCUGGGGCGGCACCAUGGCCAACUGCCCCCUCACCAUCGCCUACCCCAACGGCGAGACCGUGACGGCCUCUUCCAGGACCGCGAGCGGCCACCAAGCCCCUACCGCCUACGCCGCCGCCGAGUACACCAUCCUCCCCGGCACCACCGUCAACGCCACCCACUGGGUCCUCGACGCCGUCUGCAAGGGCUGCAGCCAGUGGUCCGGCCGCGGCCUCAACCCCGCCGGCUCCUCCCCGCUCGCCUGGGCCUUCGCCCCCGACGUCGUCUCCAACCCUUCCAGCGACACCGCCCCCAUCGGCUACCACAACCAGAACAAGGCCGUCGUCAACUUUGACUUCGCCGCCGCCAAGGUUCCCAACUUUGCCGAGGCUAUCGCCGGCGGCGCGGGCGGCGAUGGCGGCCCCGCCGAGCCCCGGCCGACUCGACUACGACCUCGGCGGCUGCGCCCACGACUGCCGCGUCUUCGGCCGCUUCUUCCGACAUCCCCCUCCUCUGGACGAAAUGAGUCCACCACGUGCUGCGAUAACCCUACAAUGGGUUGA
Parascedosporium putredinis is the source of this 792-nucleotide messenger RNA. The record is from the annotation of a GenBank genome assembly. Lineage: Eukaryota; Fungi; Ascomycota; Sordariomycetes; Microascales; Microascaceae.